UGGUAGUCUAAAAGUAGGCUUUGCAAAUGCUGGAGUUUUCCUUGUCUUGAAUGUUAACAGGACUGGAAGACAUUUGGCAGUUUCUCCAGAGUCCAGCUGUGUAUCAAUGAAGAGUGAACAGUCCAUGCCAGAACCUCUACACUUUAGCAGUGAAAAUGUACCAUCUGACCCAGAGACUAAAACACAGAGAGCAGCUUCUCCAGAGCCCAGCUGUGUAUCUCUAAAGAGUGAUCAGUCCAUGCAGGUGCCUCUACAGUUCAGUGGUGGAGGAGGAAACUCUGACUCAUGGACUGAUAGACAUUUGGCAGUUUCUCCAGAGCCCAGCUGUGUAUCAAUGAAGAGUGAACAGUCCAUGCCAGAACCUCUACACUUUAGCAGUGAAAAUGUACCAUCUGACCCAGAGUCUCAUCUUGUGGACCCCUCUUUCCAAACUACAUCGAUGAUCUACAAGACCUUAGAAAGGUGCCAGAUGUCCCGCAGUGUUGUUUCUAAAGAAAACAGUGUCAAGAAGCGAAACAUAGACCAUAUAUUCAAGGAGCUGCAGCAGAAGUUUAUCUCUCUAGUGAAGAAUGAGCUGAAUACAUUCAAAAAGCUCCUGAGUCGAGAUUGCCCAGCAUGCCUUGAGGGAGAGGUGGAGGAUGAGGAUCGGAGAGAAGGAGUGCUGGAGAUCACACUGCACAUUCUGAGGAGCAUGAGGCAGACAGACCUUGCUAACAAACUACAGAGCAAAUUGGCCCCUGCUUGCCAUCACAAGCUCAAAUCCAAACUGAAAGAAAAAUGUCAAAGAAUUAAUGAAGGAAUCUCAGGGCAUGGAAACUCCUCACUUCUGAAUGAGAUCUACACAGAGCUUAACAUCACAGAGGGAAGGGUCGGAGAGGUUAAUCGGGGACAUGAGGUGAGGAAGAUUGAAGAUGCAUCCAGGAAAAUGGCAUCACAGGAAAGACCAGUCAAAUGCAAUGAUGUCUUUAAACCAUUACCCGAAGAGAACCAGCCAAUCAAAACUGUACUGACUAAAGGAGUUGCUGGAAUUGGAAAAACAGUCUCUGUGCAGAAGUUCAUUUUGGACUGGGCUGAAGGGAAAGCCAAUCAGGAUGUUCACUUCAUAUUUCCACUUCCUUUUAGAGAGCUGAAUCUGAUGAAGGAGAAGAAGCUCAGUCUGGUCAGUCUUCUGCAGUUCUUCUUUCCAGAAACAACUGAUUUAAAACCUAGACAUUAUAAGUACCACAAAAUCAUGUUCAUCUUUGAUGGUCUGGAUGAGUAUCGAAUGCCUUUGGAUUUCCAGAACCAUGAGAGCUUGGUGGAUAUAGAAGAACAAGCUACAGUGGAUGUUCUGCUGACAAACCUCAUCAGAGGAAAUCUGCUUCCCUCUGCUCUCCUCUGGAUCACAUCUCUUCCAGCAGCAGUCAGCCAGAUCCCUCCUAAGUAUGUUGAUCUGGUAACAGAAGUACGGGGUUUCAAUGACCCUCAGAAAGAGGAGUACUUCAAAAAAAGGAUCUGUGACCAGAACCUGGCUAACAAAGUCAUCACACACAUCAAAUCCUCAAGGAGCCUCCAUAUAAUGUGCCACAUUCCAGUCUUCUGCAGGAUUGCAGCCACUGUUUUAGAGAUAAUGCUCAGUGAAGCUGAGAGUGGGGAAAUUCCCAAAACCCUGACAAAGAUGUUUGCACGCUUCUUGGUGUUUCAGAUCAAAUGCAAAAGCCAGAAGUACAGUGGAAAAAGUGAUCUUGAUUUUGACCAGACUAGAAAAAGUAUUCUGGCUUUGGGGAAACUGGCUUUCAAGCAGCUUGAAAAGGGAAACUUGAUCUUCUAUGAGGAAGAUCUAAAAGAGAGUGGCAUUGACAUUAAAGAAGUGUCAGUGUACUCAGGAGUUUUUACUCAGAUCUUCAGAGAGGACAAUGAGCUGCAUCUGGGGAAGGUCUUCAGCUUUGUACAUCUGAGCAUUCAGGAGUUCCUUGCAGCUUUGUAUGCGUUUAUCAAAAGAAAGGUUCUGAAUCAGCAAACCAACAAACAUUUCAGGAUUUCAAAGCCACCAAUGACCAAUUUCCUCAACAGUGCAGUGGACAGGGCCUUACAGACUGAGGGUGGACAACUUGACCUUUUCCUUCGGUUUCUUCUGGGUCUCUCACUGGAGACUAAUUGGACUCCCUUACGAGGCAUACUCACACCAACAGAGAGGAGCUCUCACAGCAAUGAGGAAACGGUCACAUACAUCAAGAAGAAGAUUAAGAAGAGCAUCUGUCCAGAGGAACCCAUCAGAUUGUUCCACUGUUUGAAUGAACUGAAUGAUCACUCUCUUGUGCAGGAAGUGCAAAAAUACCUGUGCAGGGAUGGUGACCAUCAUCGUCGGGCCAGCCUUUCUUCUGUUCAUUGCUCAGCUCUGGCAUUUGUGUUGAUGAACUCAGAAGAAGAGCUGGAUGAAUUUAACCUCAGUAAAUAUGACUCAUCAGAACGCUGUCUUCCGAGGCUGCUGCCAGUUGUUGAAGCAUCCAAGAAAGCUGUACUAGCUUCAUGUAAUCUUGGGGAAAAUGUUUGUGAAAUUCUGGGAUCAGUUUUAAACCGGGAAAACUCUUCCCUGAAAGAGCUGGACCUUAGUAACAAUGACCUGCAGGAUUCAGGGGUGAAGCUGCUCUCUGCUGGACUAAAGAGUUCACACUGUAAACUGCAGAUUCUCAGAUUAUCUGGUUGUAUGGUCACAAAGAAAGGCUGUUCGUUUUUGGCUGAAGCUCUGACUUCAAACCCCUCCCAUUUGGAAGAACUGGAUUUGACUUACAACAAUCCAGAAAUAUCAGGAGUGAAGCUACUCUCUGCUAAACUUGAGGAUCCCCAUUGCAAAUUGAAGACACUUAGAGCUGAACAUGGAGGGGGGAUCAGAAUUAAACCUGGACUAAAGAAAUACGGCUGUGAUCUUACGCUGGAUCCAAACACUGCACACACUCAACUCUGUCUGACUGAGAAGAACAGAAAGGUGGUGGGUGGAGAGGAGCAGUCGUAUCCUGAUCAUCCAGACCGGUUUAAUGCAUAUCAUCAGGUGAUGAGUAGAGAGAGCCUGACUGGACGCUGUUACUGGGAGACUGAGUGGAGUGGGGAUGUGUGGGGAGCUGAUAUAGGUUUGACUUAUAAGACCAUCAGCCGGAAGGGACUGAACGAGGACUGCGGGUUCGGAUGGAAUGAAAACUCCUGGAUUCUGAUCUGCUUUAAAAACAGGUACUCUGUUCAACACAACAAGGACAUCACUACAGUUGCGUCUCGUCCCCCCAGCAGCAGGAGAGUGGGAGUGUAUGUGGACUGUCCGGCCGGCACUCUGUCCUUCUACAGCGUCUCCUCCGACACACACACUCUCACACACUUACACACAUUCAACACCACAUUCACUGAACCUCUCCAUGCAGCGUUUAGGGUUGGGGAAGGUUCCUCACUCUGUGUCUGUAAGAUGGAAUAGCCAAUUGUGAGUGUGUCUGUGUGUGCAUGUAAUUUAGAGCAUGUUAAAAACACAAACUAUGCACAUCAUAUUAUAUAAAAAUCAUAAAAUCAUGUUGGUUAGUUUACUAUUGUAUAUUAAUACAUAUCAGAUUAGUAUCAGUGUUAAGGAGUGUGUAUCACACUAUUGUUCUUCUUAAGGUAAAGUUUUAUUUUCUUCAUUUUGAUUCAAACUUCAAACACUGAUGCACGUCCAUCCAGAUCUGCAAUAAUGUGCCUGUGUACAGCUUUUGGAAAGUCCAAUUUAAAAAAAAAUCAAGCUCCCCUGCAAGUGACCUAAAAACGUCAGUUUCUACAGAAUUGUAGAACCAAUAGUAAAGUUUUCUUAUUUUAUGCAUUUGUAACCUUAUCCAACUAACAGCCCCCUAAGAAUGAAUGGUGUAAUGUUAGGAAAAAAAAC
Astyanax mexicanus (Mexican tetra) is the source of this 3877-nucleotide messenger RNA. RefSeq names its product NLR family CARD domain-containing protein 3. The transcript is spliced from 11 exons. The coding region runs from base 107 to 3439 and encodes 1110 amino acids. Gene Ontology annotation, molecular function: protein binding. The record is from RefSeq and is a predicted model, not a curated record. Lineage: Eukaryota; Metazoa; Chordata; Actinopteri; Characiformes; Acestrorhamphidae.